AUGUCAGAGCGUUCUGGGCAAACUGCAAAGGGGAAGGAAGGCAAAACCAAGUAUGCGUCUCUCAACCUGUUUGAUACAUACAAAGGAAAGAGCCUUGAAACACAAAAGCCUGUUGGUAAGUAUUUCAGACCUACUGUACAUCCAGUGUCAAACUUUUAUAAAGCAAGCCCUCUUGUCUUUUCACCCACUGUAUUAGUUUCCAAAUUGUUGGCCUGUUCUGUUUUUACUACACAGUUUUGUUAUUCCUCUCAAGGACGUGCUCCUUGUUUUUUACUUGAAUAGAUCUGCAACAGCACAGUUAGGUUUACCCAUUGUUGCUGUUGGUGUUGUGAUAAGUAAUGCCUGGCUGUGCGUUUUUGUCUCCCGAUACCGAGUACUGCAACCGUGAUGCUCCAGUCUUUUGUCUCCCUAAGAGCUUUGGUGCUUAUUUCCAAUAGAAGAUAAUACUGCAUCUCUCAACUGCCUGCCAACCUGGUUUUGCUGAUACAGUUAUUUUUACCCAGGGAUAUUUACUAUCCGUAUUUACAGUCCUUUUACUCUUGCCUCAUAUAUUUGAAACAUUUUCUUUCAGAAUGUGUCACAGCUGUAGAAAUAAAGGAGGAAAUCAUGCCUGUUUGGAAGGGUUAGCAGCUCUUGAGCUACAGCAUGUCAGCUGAGCUGCGGAGCCACUGAGCCUGACCCAAGACAGAGGCUCGCUUGUGGACGUUGUUUGACUUCUGCGCCGAGUCCCCAGUCAAUGUUUUAUUCAGAAGCUCCCCACUAGAUUCAAGCAGCUGUCCUCGUUGUGCAAACGACAGACUUCCCCUCCCUACAUAGUGAAGCCAUGCACCGCUGCGGUUUCUCUCAACCUCAGGGCAACAAAUGAGGGAUUGAAAUUCGGCAUAGCUUCACUUAACAAAACUGCGAGGCUUUUCCAUGCUUCUGCGGGCAUCAAUAUCCUUGUGUGUCUCCAUGAACUGUAAUUGAAGUGGGUCUGUGGAGGAUUUUAAUAGUGUCUUUUUCUAAUCCAUAUUCAUCUGGAUCAUCAGACUGUAACUACUGAGACUCUAACCUUGUUGGAUGUUCAGCAUCCUAAUUGCAUGUCUGGCAAAGCAAGCAGUAGCCGUCCUGUCAUCGACUCCUCUUUGCACACAGUUGAUUUAAUUGGCGUCAGGUUUCAGCGGUCCGUUUUUGCUAAUGACUCCCUUUUUUUUCCUCCAUAUCAGUUCCCCCCCGCCAUGGCCUGCAGUCUCUUGGUAAAGUUGCCUCCGCACGGCGUAUGCCACCCCCUGCCAACCUGCCCAGUCUGAAGGCAGAGAACAAAGGCAACGACCCCAACGUCUCGCUCGUUCCCAAAGACGGCACAGGAUGGGCAAGCAAACAGGAACAAGCAGACCCAAAGAGGUCAGUAAGCCUACUUUAGCAACAACUCUUUCAAAUUCAAUCUCGCAUGUUUUAUCUUUCAAAGUUACUUCUGUAGGUAGGAAAAGCUGAAGUAAUCGUUCUUGUGUCACUCAUGUAUGUUACUUUUUUUCCCCCCCUUUCAGUACCGAUGCAUUGUCAGCACCGCAGCCGGAAUCGCAGCAGCCUGUGGCUUCAACGACACCUGCACCGACGCGCCCGAAAACCCCGCCAGCUUCAGAGGUAUGCACAGUCACAGUUACAUGAAAACAAACUGCAUAAAGGUCUGUGCUAUUGUGCAUGGAUAGUAAUGCUGCCCACAGUUGACAUGUAUCAUAUGCUUUGUUUCCCCGCUCCUCCCCCAAGGCUCUGGCCCCAGCUUCAACCCAGGCCGUAGGGGCAAGGUCCUGGGCACAGGCCAGUGUUACACAUGGAACACAAGGGGAUGGUAAAUUCCUGUUUUUUGAGCUCAUUUCUAUGCAGUUAGCCUUCUGUGGCAUUCUUCUUCACAAAUAAUGCUCCUCUUGUCCUCCCUCUCCGCAGGUGGAAAGGGAUCAAACCUACCGUCGCCAUUCUCUCGAGAGGAAUUUCCCACCCUGCAGGCGGCUGGCGACCAGGACAAAGCUGGCAGAGAACAGGGCACUGCAGAUCAGUGGUAUGGGCCAGGACCAAGCCUCCGCCCCCAGAGUGAGUAAUCAUGAUCAAACAGUCUUUUGGUUAAAUUUGUUUUUUUUGGAAAACCUAUCUCAAAAGCUACGAUGAAUAAAUACUACAACUGUGCAGGUGAACUCUGCAGGUCUUGUUUUAUUAAUUUAAACUUGUAUCCUAUUAUUGUUACAUCUGUACAACAACAGUUUGAUAAUUGUGUAUUUACUAAUGUUAAUUUUUUUCAUUCAUUCAUCAGCAUAAAUUGUUAAGCUACCCACACGUGUCUUACUCAAAGGAUGUUCAAAAUCUCUAAAAUCAUGGCUGACUUACUGAUUAAAAACCAAAAACCAUUCAGUACAAUCCUCUUUUAUAGAAACCAGCAACGAAUACUCAAAAGAGGCAAUUUCAAAAACCCAUUCCUGAGUCCAAACAAAAUGACAGAAAUGCACUGUAAUACACAAAUGAUACAAAACCAAAAACACACAAAAGCAAAGAAAAACUGUUAAAAAUUUGACUUUGCAGUGCAUUCCUUUCAUUUCCAGGAUGAACUAUUGCUUGUGUUUUUCAGUAAGCACCAUACAAAGUUGUCAAUUGUCUGCUCUAUAGUACUAACAUCUUUCUUGUGUUUUUCUGUUCUCAGACGUCACAAGUUGGCGGGACGGUGGGGGCCGAGCCCUGGCGCCCACCCUGUCUGGGGAGGGGGCAGUGGAGGGUGGCACUGGUGGGGCUCUGGUGAUGGAUGGGGCAGCUGGGGUCCCCCCUCCGAACUCACAGCCCCAUGGGCCACCUAGAAACCCUCCCGCAGGCAGCCCUGCCUUGCCCCUGCCCCAGCCCCCUGUGGGGCCCGGGUUCCCCCAGUACAGAGGGAUCAUGCCGCCCUUUGUAAGUUUUCCCCCUCUUUUUCUCUCUUAGUUUAAUGUCAAGUAGUGAUAACAGAUUAGUUCAGUAAUCAUAUAUCAUAUAGUACCUUUUAAUCUCAUGUUGUCCAUUUGUUUAUUAAUAGAUGUAUCCUCCCUACCUGCCCUUCCCGGCCCCCUAUGGCCCUCAGGGGCCGUACAGGUACCCGGCACCUGGUGAAGGGCCUGCUCCAAGGUAUGCCUUUCACCUUGAAUCAGAUGUUAACCCAGUAAUAGAUUACAUUGUUGCUGUGUAUUCAUCUAUUUUUUCAGUAGGCAUCAAACUCACCUUUGACUGUUCACAGUUACCUUACCUUAUCAAAUCUUACAAACAAUCUCCUCUCCUCUCUUAGGUUCUCUCGUGGGCAGGGUGGUCAAGACAAUAGGCCUCCGGGCGGCCCACGUGAUGCAGGUGGAGAGGUGGUGAAGCGUCCUUCUAUCCUGAAACAGGAUGACCUGAAGGAGCUUGAUGAGCUGGACCAUGACGGGGACGAGGGCUGGGCAGGUAGGAAAGAUGCUUGCAGAUUUCUGCAACUCAACUUUUUUGCUGACUUGCGCAAUUGUUUUGCAGUCAAAGCAUGAGUUCAGAUGAGGAGGAGCUGAGGGGUUGUCAAAGUAAAGCGUGUGUGAGGUAUAUCACAAUUUGUCUUUUUUUUUUCUUUAAAGGGGCUCAUGAGGAGAUUGAUUACUCCGCCAAGUUGAAGUUCAGUGAUGAUGAAGGAGAGGAGGAAGGGGAAGAAGAGAAAACCGAGAGCAACAAUGAGACACAGUAUGUGACAUCAUAGAUUCAAAUUGAAAAACAUAAUCUUUUUCCUUUUUCAGGCCUAAAAUAUGACUCGACUGACUGAAACAAUAUAAUCAGUAUUAAAACGCACACAUCUGUCUUGUCCUUAGUGAGCAACAGAGGUCCCAGGAUGCCCCCCCUGCAACCUCUCGCACCAGAGCCUCGGACAGUGGUGGAGACACACGCCGAACCCCUCCCGCUAAUGCUGACAAUGGACCCCAACCCCCCUCCAGCAAGCCAGGAUGGGCCGAGGAGGGAGGCAGUGGCUGGGGGGGUCAAGGAGCACCAACCAAUUUCCAGGUAGCGACAAAAUGCACUGCAGCAGUAGAGUUCAGCCCAGACAGGUAAAAACUAGGUAUGUCGUAAAUACCAAAAUAGCUGGAAGUAUACUGUAAGGAAACUUAUUUAUGGGCAGAGAUGUUAGUGUGUUUCUGUUUUUGUCAGUGUAGAUAAUUGUGUUAGCGUAUGGCUAACUGUCUCUGCCUGUAUAUAGGGGCGCAGGCCUGGAUUGGGUGGUCCCCGGGAGCAGCCCUCCCCCCCACCAGGGCCGCUCCUUGGACAAGGGCCUUACUCCUUUUACCGACAGGUAGACAUCUGAACAGGGCCUCAUAGACUACUCAUUUCUACCAUUAUCCCAUUGCCGCCCGCAGGUCGAACGAAGAAUUCAUUUUUAGUUUUAAUUUUGCGUCUUUUGAGUUCAGUUGCUGUUCAUGUGAUCAUCUGUGAAACAUUUUCUUCAACUUCUUGUCGUGCUGUCAUCUGAUCAGCUGAAAACUGCAUAAAAGAGCAUGGUAUACUUUUUAACAACUCAGGAACGGCCCAACAACCAGGGCGCCCCACGCCCAGGGAAGCAGGCUCCCAACCAGCAUCAGCCACCAGCAGGAGGGCCUACUCCUCCUCCCCAGCCUGGCCUGCUGGUCCCUGGAGCCCCUGGAGAAGAUGAGGAUGAGACUUGGCGCCAGCGCAGGAAGCAGUCCUCCACCGAGAUCUCGGCUGCUGUGGAGCGAGCCCGUCGGCGCAGAGAGGAGGAAGAACGCAGGAUGGAGGAAGAGAGACGAGCAGCUUGCGCGGAGAAGCUGAAGAGACUGGAUGAGAAGCAGCAGCAGCAACAGGGCAGCAGCGUAGGAGGUAGUGGAAGUAAAACCCCCAGCCUUGAUGGAAACUCUACUGCCGCUACAGCGGGCAGCCCCAGUCCUUCUAUAUCAGCCUCCUCUCCCAACAUUAGCCAGCCUCCAUCUCCCUGUGUUGACUCGGAGGAGCCCCCAUUGCUGGCUGUCCAAACAGGGCCUAGUCCUGGAGUGGGUGAGCGACAGCGGGCCAGCAGCAACAGCAGCUAUGAUUCCAGUGCAGGUAAUUUAUUUCCAUAUACAAUCAUAAUGAUUUGAAACGUUUUGUUAUAAUUCAGUAUCCCUAAUCGUUUAUGAUUAAUGAUAUCAUAAGUAAACUGAGGUAUGACCUUUUGAAUGUGGCGUCUAUUAAAUUUCUUAACCUUUCUCUCUUGGUUCAGAUGCUCAGCCAUGUCCCCAGCCAGCGAUAUCACAGCCACAGCAGCCGUCACCGGAUGUACCUUUGCCAGGAGAAAGUAAAGAAGAGCCCUUGGCAGGUCCUCACAUCCGUGCGGCAAGUGGAACUGAAAGAGGAGUCGACCCUGUGAAAAUUGAAAAUACUGGAGGAGGACCAGGUCGUCAAGCCGGUGGUCCUCCCGGCCAGGGCUACUCAAAGUACCAGAAGUCUCUUCCACCUCGAUUUCAGAGGCAGCAGCAGGUAAGAACGUAAACCAAACCAUUGUUUUAAGUAGGUUUAUAUUGCUUGAAUGCCAGUCAUUCUUAAAAUGAGGUAAGCUCUUUACAGAAAGUAGCUCCUCGGGUUACUGUUGCUGUUGUGGAAAAUAAGAACCACCUGUUAUCCCUGUUCUUGAGUUUUAAGUUUUUUGUUUUGGCAUUUUGUCAUUCUUUAGGAGCAGCUCCUGAAGCAGCAGCAGCAGUGGCAGCAGCAGCAACAACAACAGCAACACAGCCAGGCAUCACAAAGCCAGCUGUCCCCUCAGCCCCAGGCUCCACAGGGUCCUUCACAAGGUGCAACACCACAGCCGGGGCCUGGACCAAAGCAGGGUGGACCGCUGUAUCAACCCAGUAAUAUGGUUCGACCUCCACCACUGCCAAUGAACUUUGACCCUCGCUGGAUGAUGAUGCCCUACAUGGACCCUCGCAUGAUGCAGGGCCGCCCUCCACCUAUGGAGUACUAUUCAGCUGGCAUGCACCCUACAGGUCAGUGGAUGAGACAUUCUCUGUGACAUCUGAUGGAUGAAAAAAGUCAGAAUUUGAGCCACCAGUCUGUACAACACUGACAUAUAUGAACAUUUUUUCUUUUGGAAAAUCCAGGGCUUAUGGGUCGUGAGCGCUCUGAUUCAGGAGGAUCUGGUUCAGACCCCUUUGACCGGCAGCAGCAGCAGCAUCCAGGGCACCCUCACCGUGGAACUCCCCCGAUGGAUCCCAAGCUUGCCUGGGGGCCCGAGGUAUUCCCUGGUGGAGUAGAGGGCAGAGGACUGACAUCCCCCCUCAGGCAGAAGCAAGCUAUGGAGGAAGAUGAAGGUGCCAAAGGACCCAGGUAUGCAAAACUUGUCAAAUAAAACACAAUUUUUUAAACAGAAAUGACCAGAAUCAGAAAAACAAAGUGUGAUUUUCCCUUGUUUCUGUUUCUUUUCUGAAGCUAAAAUCAGCAUCGACUUUAAUAGAAAAAUCCCUCUUUUAUUUAUAUUUUCACUCUAUCUUAGGAGCGACACUCCUCCACACCGAAUGCGAGAGGGUGGAUUGGGACCAAUCCAGCAGCCUAGCUCUGGCUCUGGGACAUCCAAUCAGACUCCACCUCCAGUUGGCGCUCAAGUUGGGGUCCAGGGAGGUAGCCACCAAGCCCAUCACUACAUAAGCGGGCAGGGCAACUACAGCAACUUCCCUGACCAGAGUGGGAGGAUGCUUCCACACCAACAGCAGAGGGCCGGUGAGCGGGGAAACCAGCCACACAGUUUCACCCACCAAGAUGAAGGACCCCCCAGAGGAUCUCAGCAAGGCCAGAUAUGGGGGCCUCCACACCCUCACUACGAUCGCAAUGGUCGUUCAGAUCUCCCCUCUGUGGAGAGCAACUCUCAUCACCACCAUCACCAUGGCCACCACCCUCAGCAGUCUCACUUCCAUCUUCAUCCCCACAAGCAAGAGAACAGCCGGGACAGGGUUGUUGAGGCCAACGCUAAGAAGACAGACUCUUCUCCUCCAAUCCACCAACCUUCUCUCUCAUCCUCCUGCUCUUCCUCCUCCUCCUCUUCUGCCAGAGAGGACGGCAAUGUCAAAGCUGCCAUGCAUCAUCACCCAUCCCAGAGAGACGGUGAAGCAGGUGUUGGGCACACUGUUGGUGAAAGAGGUAGCAGUGGCGGUUCUGGCAGUGGCGGCCACGUGAAACAGGAGAAAUCAGGCCCAUCGUACACUCCCCAUGCAUCUGCUGCUGCUAACCAAGCUUCCUCUCAACAUGGAAGUCAUACUCAUCCUCAGCAGCAGCAGCAUCACCAUCAUAAAUCAAACCAAAGAGGAGGACGGGAGCACAAGACAGAGACUCAGUGGGGCCCACGGCCUGGCAGCAGUCACAUGGGUGGAGGAUCCUCUCAUGGGAGGAAGGCCAACAAUGCAGGAGGCGGGAACAGCUCCCGUGGAGGUGACGACUCCUCCAACCCUCAGUCGGACCACAAACCCUCCAACCACGCAGGAGGCAGCAAUGCCAACAAGAGGGCCGGGCCGAUCAAGAAGCCAGUGUUAAAAGAGAUGAAGAAGGAUGGAGGGGAAGUGGAUGGUGGAGAAAAAACAAAUGCAGGUUUUGGGAAAGAUAAAGAACAGGAUGGGGGCCAGACCACCUCAAACAAGCAGGAAGCCUCCUCUGCUACCCAGAACACAUCAGCUCCAUCUAAAGACGAGCCAGCCCAGACAGCCAAACCCAGAAAUGGAGGUAAAGAACGGUCAGCAGGAGGAGGGGCUGGGGGUCGAGGGCAAAAGGAUGGAGACACCUCAUCCUCUGGAAUAACAGCUUCUUCCUCCAGAAGGGACAGGGAGCGUUCCUCUGAGAGAGGAGGCCAUCAUGGAGUUGCUGCCAAAGGUGGCAGGGCUAGUCGUGGACGAGGGGGGGAGUUUUAUGGCCGGGGCCGUGGAUACAGAGGCACCUAUACAGCUGCUGCUGGGCCCGUUGGUGGAGGCCGCGGAAGAAUGGGAGGCAGGAGUGGCAGAGAUUACCGCUCAUCUGUGGCAGGUGGCCACCACCAUGAGCCCAAAGGUGAGGGAGGCAGUGGCAGACAUGGCCAGGAGCGCUCUCAGCAUAACCCUGCCAGGGCCAGGAACCGAAGUGAGACCCGCAGUGAGGGCUCAGAGUAUGAGGAAAUCCCCAAGAGGAGGAGAGAGAGGGGUUCAGAGACUGGAAGUGAGAGUGGUGCCAGUGACCUUGGUCAUUCAGACAAAGAUGACAACCAGAAAUCCAACACCAAGAAUGGCUCCAACACCACUGGCAGCAGCACCAUGCCAUCUGUACCACACAGAGGUUCCCAGACCCGGGUUUUCACCCCCAGAGGGGUGCCCUCUAGGAGGGGCAGGGGUGGAGGAAGUGGAGGAGGAAACAUCUAUAGAAGCAGUGGUAAUGUUGGAGGACCACCUGGAGGGCACAGGAUUGGAUCUAAUGCAGCCUCUCAUGGUGGGCCUUCAAAGGCAUCAGCCUCCACCCGAAAGCAGCAUGGCCCACCACAGACGUCUGGGCCCAAAGACUUGGGGAGGGGAGGAAAUGGAGGAGAGAAGAAAGACAAGACAGCGGAUCCAAGUCAAACUCAGAGUCAGGGGUCAAAUCCCCCCCAGACAACAUUACCUACUGCAACUCCUGCCACUGUAAGCUCCUCUGAGAAUGGAGUAGUUGGGACCCAGCAAGCUUCGACCAACCCUACAUCAAACUCUGGAGGGCCUAACGCUCUUCCUCUGCCCACUAACCGUGGGUUUCCGCCGGGUGGGUUCGAGCGACCACCUAGGCGCCGCCGUCAUGGGCGUUCCCAGCAUCAGCAGGACAAGCCACCACGCUUCCGGCGACUGAAGGAGCGGGAGAACGCCGCACGGAUCAACGGAGGAGUGGGGGUCAUUGGGGGAGGAAGGCCCUCCUCUCCCUCCCUGAAUUCAGUUCAGGACAGUAACGGAGCCCCCAUCUCUGCCCCCAUGACAGGCAACGCCCAAAACGCCAAUCACAAUACUGCAGUAACAAACAACAAUAACAAUAGUGGUGGUCAUCUCAGUAAUGCAAACAGCCACCACCAUCACCACUACAACCAGGGUAGCACUGGAGCGCCCCACCCACAGCACCACCACAGCCACGGAGCAAAGUCCCCGGACUUCACCAACCAGAACUCAGACCAGGCCAACGAAGAGUGGGAGACGGCCUCAGAGAGCAGCGACUUCACAGAGUUCAGAGACAGGGAAGGUGGAGGAGGGAAGUCAUACUCUUCUCACCAUCCCCACCACAUGGGCAGGGGAGGAGGGGGCGGCGGAGGAGGCGGAGGCGUCAUGGAGCGCGAGAUGACAGGGAAAGAGCCCUCAGCUAAUAAGCGGAGCUUCUCCAGCCAGCGUCCUGGCAUGGAGCGACAGAACCGGAGGGUCAACACCGGAGGACCUGGAGGCGGAGGUGGAGGAAGAGGUCCGAGAGGUCCAGGGGGUGGUGGCUCUGGUGGGCCUGGUAAUGGAGGUGGUGGCAAUCGAGGGGAGAAGCGCGGCAACUGGCCCUCCCCAAAAAAUAGGAAGUGA
This is a messenger RNA of Xyrichtys novacula (pearly razorfish), 9518 nucleotides long. NCBI's taxonomy places the organism in Eukaryota, Metazoa, Chordata, Actinopteri, Labriformes, Labridae. The record is from the annotation of a GenBank genome assembly.